AUGGAUUCUCCACGUCUUAGCAUCUUCCAGGGUGUUUGCUAUGGUCUCUGCUCGCUCGCCAAAUGUCCAGGUGAAGGCCGAUCCCAAAUCGACAUCGAAAUUGUGUCCGGCAGAUCGCAGGCCUUGUUGGAGCUGAAGGACUUGGCCAACGCCAAGUUGGAGUCUGGAGAUGCUGAGGAGGCGGCUGAGCAGUACACCAUUGCCUUGUUGAGACUCAAGGAGGUGGCAGCAGAGGUUCAGGCGGAGUCUCAGACGUUGAAAGCGUUGCUCCUGGCGAAUCGAGCGCAGGCGCAUCUCAAGUUGCAACAUUGGGAACUGGCACUGGCAGAUUGCGAGGCCUGCCUGAAGAUCCAGCCAGACAAUGCCAAGGCGUUGCAUCGCCAAAGUUUGGCGCAGCACGGCCUCGCGGAAGACGAGAAACGUCGAAGCCACGGUGAGGUGCUAAAGCAAGCGCUCUUUUGCAAAACUGCUGGCAACAAACUCCUGACGGAUCGGCAGUUUGAGGCCGCCAUGCGAAAGUAUUCUGAAGGCUUGGAGUGGAUUGAGGAUCUGGAUCAAAUAGGGCGCGACACGUGGAUCGCCUUGCGGGCGAACCGCUGCCAAGCGCGAUUGAAAUGCGGCCUUUGGUCUGAAGCGCUGGAAGAUGCAGAAGCGAUUUUGCUGAAGGAGCCCGGCCACCCCAAAGCGCGAUACAGGCGCGCCAAAGCCUUGUUGGAGUUGGGGCGGCGUCAAGAAGCUGCCGAUGCCCUGCAGCAGAUGGAUCCCAGCAACGAGGACGUAGCAGAGCUGCUUCGCCUCGUUGCAGCGCCUGCAGCGCCUGGGCCGACUGCGGUCCCUGCAGCGACGGAGGCGACGGAGGUGACGGAGCUGGUGCGCGGCCGACACUGCCACGGCGUGCAGCGCUCCGUGGCCGAGGAUGCCGAAGCGAAACGUCUCUUGAAGGAGGCUGAAGCUGCAAUCGAAACUCGAAAGGAUUUCAGGCUGGCCCUGAAGUUUGCCGAUGGGGCCUCGGUGGAGUUGGAGAGGCUUCGUGCGCAGGACCGCCGCGAGAAAGCACGACAGUUGGCUCAGCAACUGCUGGCUGUGCAUGUUCUUCAGGUGCGCUGCCACUUGGCCCUGAAGGACUUCUCUGCAGCUCGAGAGUUGGCUCAGCGAGCCUUGAAGCUGCACCACUACGAGGAGGAGCGGCUCGAACGAGAGUUUAACAUGGCUGCAGCUUUAAGGAGUUGUACAGCAGUGGUGGAGACGAUGCAAGCGGUCGUUGAGGCUUCCGAUGCUUUGUCGUCCGACAUAGAGACUGUCCAGGCAAUGCUUCGUCGACUCGAAAAGGUGGACUUCACUGCGCCCCUGCGGGCUGCGUUGUUGGUGCGCAGGGCGACCUUGAGCAGCGACGAGGCAGAUAUACGCCGAGCUUUGGUCUUGGAUCCGUCUUGCAAGAGCGCCCAGGAUCUGCUGAAGAAUCUGAAGGCUGGCGCAAGUGGCGCAAAAAAAGAGUCAGAUCUCGAUGGGACAAAGUCGGACAAAGUGUUCAAAGUGGACCUGGAAGGGACGAAGGACAUGAAGCGAGACACGAGACACGCACAAGCGUGA
Messenger RNA from Cladocopium goreaui, 1590 nucleotides. NCBI's taxonomy places the organism in Eukaryota, Dinophyceae, Suessiales, Symbiodiniaceae. The record is from the annotation of a GenBank genome assembly.